Molecule: messenger RNA, 1227 nt
Organism: Antechinus flavipes (yellow-footed antechinus)
Lineage: Eukaryota; Metazoa; Chordata; Mammalia; Dasyuromorphia; Dasyuridae
Gene: RIT2
Product: Ras like without CAAX 2
Exons: 5
Coding region: 293-946 (217 amino acids)
Biological process (GO): positive regulation of neuron projection development; Ras protein signal transduction
Cellular component (GO): plasma membrane
Molecular function (GO): GDP binding; GTPase activity; GTP binding
Source: RefSeq, a predicted model, not a curated record
ACAAGAGAGUGAAGAAUCGAGAAGGAGGGGUUGCAGAAGGGAGAUUUUUAUUGGAAGCAGUUAAAGUGGUUGCUAUGAGACCUGCUCCAGCAAACAGAGGCACAGCAGCCAGCCUGAAACUGAUUGUUCUUAUCUCUUUUACAAAAUCUUUCUUUUUACACAGUUUUUGAGUUGUUUUAUAUCCUAGCAAGCACCUGACAGUGGGGUGUGUGUGUGUGUAUGUGUGUGUUUUCCCCAUCGUGCUCUUUCUUCCUUUCUUUCUCUCUACUACUUCUUCAAUCCUUGCUGUAAGAUGGAGAUAGAGAAUGAGACCAUCUGCUCCUCAGGCAGCUCCUCAGGAGGGUCCAGAGAGUACAAGGUGGUGAUGUUGGGAGCAGGGGGAGUUGGUAAAAGCGCAAUGACAAUGCAGUUUAUCAGUCACCGGUUUCCUGAUUAUCAUGAUCCCACCAUAGAAGAUGCUUAUAAGACCCAGGUUAGAAUUGAUGAUGAGCCUGCAUAUUUGGACAUUUUGGAUACUGCUGGACAGGCAGAAUUCACAGCCAUGCGGGACCAGUACAUGAGAGGUGGAGAGGGCUUCAUUAUAUGCUACUCUGUCACUGAUCGACAGUCCUUCCAGGAAGCUGCUGGGUUUAAAGAGCUCAUUUAUCAGGUCCGCCAUACCUAUGACAUUCCUUUGGUGCUAGUGGGGAACAAAAUUGAUCUGGAGCAGGCCCGGCAAGUAUCCACUGAAGAAGGCUUGAGUCUUGCACGAGAAUACACCUGUGCGUUCUUUGAGACAUCAGCAGCUCUUCGCUUCUAUGUUGAUGAUGUUUUUUAUGGUUUAGUGAGAGAAAUCCGCAAGAAAGAAUCUAUGCCAUCUCUGAUGGGAAAAAAGUUGAAAAGAAAAGACAGUCUUUGGAGGAAGUUAAAGGGCUCCCUGAAAAAGAAGCGGGAAAAUAUGACAUGACCACUUAGCCUAUGACCAACUGAUUCAUCCUCUCUCUCUCUACAGAGUUGAUCAGUCUGACAAUUACAGAUGUAGCAAAUCAUUAUACAACUUCUGACUGUCAACAUGAUUUUUCCUUUUUCUUCAACUGCCCAUAACUAAAAGCUAGAUCUGCAUAUAUGUAUUUCCUUAGGUGAUUCUGUUUUGUCUUUAAGAUUUUGAUGGAUUUUGUCAAUCUACAGAGUAGCUUCCUUAUUUUUUACAAUAUAUUACUAAAUAAAAUUGACAUUCCAAUUGCUUCA